Messenger RNA from Camelus dromedarius (Arabian camel), 1640 nucleotides. Its product is annotated as mucolipin-1-like. Gene Ontology annotation, molecular function: NAADP-sensitive calcium-release channel activity. Lineage: Eukaryota; Metazoa; Chordata; Mammalia; Artiodactyla; Camelidae. The record is from RefSeq and is a predicted model, not a curated record. Gene Ontology annotation, cellular component: lysosomal membrane; plasma membrane.
ACCUGAUGCUCCCCGAUGUGCCCCUGGGCCAGUACGCCUACGUGCGGGGCGGGGGCGGCCCCUGGGCCAACGGCUCAGCCCUGGCCCUCUGCCAGCGGUACUACCGCUGGGGCCACGUGGACCCAGCCAAUGACACCUUUGACAUCGACCCGAUGGUCAUCACUGACUGUAUCCGGGUGGACCCCCCUGAGAGACCCCUUGUGCCCCCCAGUGAUGAUUUCUCCCACUCGGAUUGCAUCACCAGUUACAAGAACCUCACGCUCAAAUUCCACAAGCUGAUCAACGUCACCAUCCACUUCCAGCUAAAGACCAUUAACCUCCAGAGCCUGAUCAACAAUGAAAUCCCAGACUGCUACACUUUCAGCAUCCUGAUCACAUUUGACAAUAAGGCACACAGUGGGCGUAUCCCCAUCAGCCUGGAGACCCAGGCCCACAUCCAGGAGUGUAAGCACCCCAGCGUCUUUGGCCACGGAGACAACAGCUUCCGGCUCCUGUUUGACGUGGUGAUGAUCCUCACCUGCGCCUUCUCCUUCCUGCUCUGCGCCCGCUCGCUGCUCCGAGGGUUCCUGCUGCAGAACGAGUUCGUCAGGUUCAUGAGGCGGCAGCGGGGGUGGGUCAUCAGCCUGUGGGAGUGGCUGGAGUUUGUCAAUGGCUGGUACAUCCUGCUGGUCACCAGCGAUGUGCUCACCAUCUCCGGCACCAGCAUGAAGAUUGGCAUCGAAGCCAAGAACCUGGCAAGCUACGACGUCUGCAGCAUCCUCCUGGGCACCUCAACGCUGCUCGUCUGGGUCGGCGUCAUCCGCUACCUGACCUUCUUCCGUAAGUACAAUAUCAUCAUUGCCACACUGCGAGUGGCCCUGCCAAGCGUCAUGCGCUUCUGCUGCUGCGUGGCUGUCAUCUGCCUGGGCUAUUGCUUCUGUGGCUGGAUCGUGUUGGGUCCCUACCACGUGAAGUUCCACUCACUGUCCACGGUGUCCGAGUGCCUGUUCUCGCUUAUCAACGGGGAUGACAUGUUCGUGACCUUCGCGGCGAUGCAGGCGCAGCAGGGCCGCAGCAACCUGGUCUGGCUGUUCUCCCAGCUCUGCCUGUACUUCUUCAUCAGCCUCUUCAUCGCGCUGAUCACCGGGGCCUAUGACACCAUCAAGCACCCGGGCGGAGCGGGCGCCGAGGAGAGCGAGCGCCAGGCCUACAUCGCGCAGUGCCAGGACAGCCCCACCUCGGGCAAAUUCCGCCGCGGGAGCGGCUCCGCCUGCAGCCUCCUCUGCUGCUGCGGCAGGGACGCCUCGGAGGAGGAUUCGCUGCUAGUGAAUUGACUCGGACCAGGGUAGCCACCGGACGUCAGCCCCCGGACUGCGGAGACCCAUGCUUAUUUAUUUCUAGGGUUUGCUUUGAAGGACCGGCUCCCUGCUGCGCCCUGUGCGGGCCUGGGCCAGUCGGGUUGGACACGAGUGGGACAGGGGUAGGGUGGGUGUUAAAUAAACGGGAAAAUAAAAAGAUAGCAUAGAUUCCCAGGGUGACGGCUGGCAGUAAGCUAGACCAACUCUACAAGAAGUCAAGCAGUGGAGAAGCAGAAAUUUUAAUAAAAUCCAGGGAGCAGGGGUAGGAGAUCCUAUGUUUUAAUUAGUUCUACCUCUUUCAGU